AUGGAGCCGUUUCUGGGGUCGUGGCAGUUGGAAACGAGCGAGAAUUUCGACAAUGUGCUGAAAGAACUCGGAGUGGGCUUCCUCACACGCCAAGUCUACAGAAUCUCAAAACCCACCUUUACUGUUUCCAGGCUUGAAGGUUGUAAGUACAAAAUGCGGUCGGAAAGCACCUUCAAGACGACCGAGUUUGAAUUUAAGUUGGGUGAGGAGUUCGAGGAGGAAACUCCAGACGGCAGGACUGUCAAAUCCACCAUCACGAUUAAAGGCGGCACUCUGAAACAGGUUCAGGUUGGCGAGAAAACCACUUAUAUCGAUCGUGUCGUUGAGGGCAACCAACUGAAAACGGUAAGUCAUCUCCAUCCCAAUUUUCAUCAUCCGCCUGCCUUCUCGUGUUUGCAAACGCCUUUCUUUAUUUCCGUGCAGGUCGUUCAGGUUGGUGAUGUCGUGAGCACGCGAAUCUACGUGAAGAUCUAA
This is a messenger RNA of Mesocestoides corti, 474 nucleotides long. The record is from the annotation of a GenBank genome assembly. Lineage: Eukaryota; Metazoa; Platyhelminthes; Cestoda; Cyclophyllidea; Mesocestoididae.